ACAUCAAGCCAAGAAGCAUAUCCCACAAAAAACAAAGAAAUAAGAAAUCAAGGAAAGCACCAGCUACACCCUGGUCUGGUCCGUCCUUUCCUGAGAAGAGGUUCUUGUGUGUUAUCAUUAGUCAUACAUAUCUCUCUCUCUCUCUCUUUUCUAAACACUCACAUAUACCUGCUCCUCAACCAUCCACACUGUAGGUCCUCAACACAGAGCCUCAGGGCGAGACACCAGCCUCUGCACGAUGCCAGCCCGUGCCAUCCACAGCCUCCUCCUCGUCCUCCCAUUCUGCGCAGACCUUGGGCUGGCAUCCUACUUCUUGGAAUGCCCCACGGUGUGCAAAUGCCUGGGUCCAGUGGUCAUUUGCAAAGGGGGUACGAUCCCCCCCAUCGGCCCGCAGUCCACGCAGCUCAGCUUCGACUCAGCCGACCCUCCCAUCACAGUGUUCAGCACGAGCUUUGCCCAACACAUGGACCAUCUUGUAACCCUAAAGCUGUCUUCUGUGGGGAUGACAAAAUUUGAAUCUGGUGCCCUGGGUCGGAUCCCCCGACUCACCACCCUCAACAUCACGCGCAAUAACAUUACGGCCCUACGCCUGGGGACCUUCGAGAACUGCAGUCGCCUGUCUUCCCUGAGCUUGGAAAAUAACAAUAUACAGGUGAUUGAGAAUGGGACUUUUAUGCCCCUGACAUCCCUAGUGAACCUCAGCCUAGCCCAGAAUGCCCUCACCUUCCUCCCAGGUCAGCUGCCAGGUCAACUGCACUUGCUUGACCUCAAUUUCAACAAGAUAGCUGCUAUCCCAAGCCUAGCAUUGGAGAGGCUGAUCACACUCAACCUUUGUCACAACGUCAUUUCGAAAGUCACUCAAAACCAGGCUGGAAUGCAGAGGCUGAGGAACCUCUGUCUUGGAGGAUCAAACUUCACAGUGACCGAACGUUUGGUCAACACCAAAAACUUUCCUAUGCUUGAGAGCCUAAAGCUUCAGGGAGGUGAUUCUGGGGUGAAGAUCACACCUCAAGCAGGAGCCAAUAUCAAGGGGAUGGCUUCCUUACGUACUUUGGAGCUCGACUCAUGCAUUCUCAGCGACUUCCAGCUCUUCAACCAGCCGAACAGCAGCCUAGAAAACCUCCGCGUCUCCAACCUGAAGAUUAAAGGCAAGGCCAGUGUUCGGUCCCGACUCGCUCUCCCAUCUGUGCAUGUCUUUGAUGUAUCCGGUUCCCCCAUCCUCGCAAAUUUCUUCCUGACCUCUCCUGCACGAGAGGGCUUUGUCCUCACUGAACUCACUACUCUCAAGAUGUCCCGCUGCAACAUCAAGACCUUUGACAAGUCUGUGCUCCUCGCUAAGGCCCCCAACAUCAUGAGGCUGGACCUCAGCCACAACCCUCUCGAGUGCACCUGCUACGGCCUUUCCUGGAUUCCCCAUUACGUGAGGGAGGACAAGCUCAGCCUGGAAGGAGAGGAGAACACAACGUGUGCCUCGCCUGAACACCUUGCUGGUCUUCCCUUGCUAACGGCUACCCUGUGCCCCAUCGAUCCCAGCAAGGAAACAUCAACUACAUCCUCCACAACGCCUGCCAAACAAAUUCCUACAAUUCUAACAUCGAGCACCACAGAGCCAAGAAACGUGACUUUAAUGAACAAGCAAUCUCCUGAUACCACCACUGCUUUGCCACUAACAACAAAGGCUAGACCAACCACCAUGCAACAUACAACUGAAGCAACAGAAACCUCAACACUGCUGGGUGAAAUAUCAGUCAACAUCUCCGGGAUUGGGCGCUCAGGAUCUCCUCCCGGCUCAGUGUCCGUCGACGCGGGCACCCUAGAGAGCCAAGCGGCCCCAAAGAUUCGCCCCCCCUUGGCCUGGCUUGGAAUAGCAGCUGGUACCCUUUUGCUAUUAAUUUUAGUGGUGGUGGCUGUUGGCGCAGUGGUCAGGAAUUCCCGCAACCGCCACUUGGCCAUCAGCCACAGGAGGAUCGACAGCCGGGACAACAUGGUUGCGAUGGCUCAGAUCUGCCGGUCGCAGGACCAGCUCCUCUGAGCCAGACAGCAUCCCAGCAUGGAGACAGAGGAUGUACUCAACCCCAAUGAUGUCUGCGGAACUGUACUCUUUAGCAUACUUCUGACCUUGUCCGUGUCGCUUUUGUGUGUGGCAUAUCAGUAACGUACUUUUUAUUUUAAAAAAUACAUAUGCAUAAAAGCAAUAUAUUUUCCCUUAUAAUUAUAUCCACAGUCAUUAUAACGAAUGAGUGAAGAGAGAAAAAAAUAUCUUUUUUACAAACACUUAAUCACUAUGUUAUAGUCACUAUAUUAUAAGAAAAUGUCUCUAAUAUCUAGACACAGAAUCUUUUAAAUCACAUGUACAUUUUUUUUUUUUUUUUUUUUU
This is a messenger RNA of Penaeus indicus, 2377 nucleotides long. Its product is annotated as toll-like receptor 3. The transcript is spliced from 7 exons. Gene Ontology annotation, cellular component: extracellular matrix. Bases 239 to 2032 code for a protein of 597 amino acids. Gene Ontology annotation, molecular function: protein binding. The record is from RefSeq and is a predicted model, not a curated record. NCBI's taxonomy places the organism in Eukaryota, Metazoa, Arthropoda, Malacostraca, Decapoda, Penaeidae.